ACCGUCAAAAGAACUACACGUUUCUACAAAUAUCGUGUUGAAUGUCUUUACUUUAUGAGAAGUAUGAACUGUUGAAAUGAUGUUUGAAGGUAAAGCUCAGGAGUGAGGAGUCAGAGCUGCUGGGUCGUCUGGCCUUGUUUACAGUGUUUAUUAAUCUGCCAUUUUAAGCGUUCACUAAGUCAACUUUGUACAUAUUUGAUCAUCUAAAAAAUACUUAAGUUGCAUACCCACACAAAAGGAAGUAGCCCACAAGUACGUUAUAUAUUGUCUUUUAUAGGGUCAGUCUGCAAUAGUAGAUAAAGAAAAUAUACAGAUUCAUUUUAAAAAACUCACUAUAUCGAGUUUAAAGAAGGACCCUCCCUAUAGGUUAGCUAUGCCUCUUUAAGUUUAAUUCCUAUGAAAUAGUUGCCCCAGUUCAGUAUUUGUUAGUCUGCUAUAAGUAAUAUCUCUGUGGAUUUGAAGUUGAUCACUGUGGGUGUUAUACCACAUGUAUAAACACUUUAGCAACACUUGUUAUUUCUUGAUGCUUUUGCCAGAGAGAGAUCAUCCUCAGUGUCAUCUUUCACUGACUGCUGAGCAAUCAGCAACAGGUGUGAGAGCAGACGGCCACUCCUCCAGUGUGUCAGCAUGGCAUUAAAACACUUGUCACUCAUGUUAAAGUUGUAUUUAUUAUCCCGGCCUUCUGCAUAUGUUAUAUGUUAUUAAUUGUAUAAAAGGAUGUAAUUCCUUUUACAUGUGGUUAUUAUACAGAAAUAAAUGGGUGUGCAGCCUUUUUGAAGUCAGACAUAAAUCCGUUGUUUUCCUCUCCUUUGGCUCGGUUUUAGCCUGCCAACCAGUAAUGAGCCCCCUGAACUUGCGUCAGCAUUAAUCCCGUUGGAGAACAGUGAACAUCUGACUGACUGAUCCUGUUAUGUGCUGCCGCUCUUCUUGUUCCGAGUGAGAACUUCUACAGACUCUUUGCCUCGGAGGAUCCCGGCUGGCACACGGCUGCAUUGUGUUCACGGGGAUGAACAGUCGAUUCUCUACCGGUCCAUUUGUCUCUGCCACUUUAGGUUUGGGAAGUUUAAGCAGUUGUCACUAAUGGUUCCCUAAUGAGGGGCGCUGAGAGCUCUAAUGGGCUCCUCCACAACAAUGUGCGUUGAUGCCCCGGUGGUUUGAUAAUCGUCUCCCCCUAUAAUCGUAUUUUCGUCGUCUUUCUGCGUUGGUUUGCAGCCCAUCUUUCCUCUCAGGCUGGUGAUCGCUCCGCACACUAAGCUGCUAUAAUGCAAUUGGACGACAUGUUGUGUAUUUAUUACGUGUUGAUGUGAGUCUCGUGUUUGGUAGCUCAGUAACACGCAGUACGCUGCAUAGCUGAAAUGUUUUAGGGCGGUGAUGCCAGUCAGUGAAGGAGGCAGAGAAACAAGAUGACAGAGUGAUGUUUGGCUCGAUGUGGGACUGUACAUUCAUUAUUUAUUGUUUUUAAAAUGUGUGAAAUAAUCACCUAGAUUACAAGAUGUUGUAGUUUCAUUAGCAGCUAAAAAAAUAAUAAUGUCAUAAUAAAGAAAAUCAGGAAGGCAAAGUGUAAUCAGAAAAUAUAUGUUUUAGUCGACAAGACAUUUAAAAAGAUCGUUGAAUUAUUAUUCAAGAUCUGAGCUUUUUCUGUGACAUCAAACUAAAUACGUUUUGAUUUCUUGUUACUCGGACACAAUCUAUUUCCCUACUUCACGUUGGCCUCUGGAGCUUGUGUGUUAUUCUUUCUGUCUUGCACAGUUUAGCCUGCGGUGAACUGAUUUGCGUGACAUGCUGGUUUCUUUGCAGCAGGUGUAGACACGCCUGGAGUCAUUUUCUUCAUGCAGGACAAAACUCUGAUCACUCCUGUUGAUAAGACCCAGAAAUUCAAAAUGGCGCAGGAAAGUGAUGCAAAACUGACGACACACGUUGCUCCUGAUGUGGAAAAGCAGGUUUUUCGUGUUGUUUAUCGCAUCUCGUGUUGAUUUUACAAAUAUCAUGUCAUAGGUACUCUUUGUGUUUUCUCUCUUUCUGAAAACGCAAAGAAUGCAUUGAGAAAUAUUUGGCGCCAUAGAAAGUUUGUCAAAGGGGUGAACAAUAGAGUUGUAUUGUCAUUUGUUUUUUUAUUGUGCACGUCUCAGUCGAACAUGCAUGUCAUCACGUUGUGAUCGAGCUUGAGGACUAAAGUUAUGAAGAAGGAAGAGUUGCUAUUUUAUCACACUUCCCACAGGAUGGGUGGGUUUAGCCACAGCUUUCACUCCUCUGAACCAUGAGAACAGCUCACAAACAGGAAGCCCGCAGUCUGACAACAUGCUCGACAGGAAAUGACAUCCCACGGUCCGUGUGUGGGCUAAAAUAUCUUCACCGCUCGUUCUCUCUGUCUUCAACACAGACACAGAAAUACAGAGAAAAACAAGACCUUUCCCAUCAUGUGUUUUCUGGUGUGUGUGUGUUUUAGUGGCGAGAGAGGAUGUUGAUAUUAAGAUAGCCCCGAUAAGAAUCAAGGCCAGCAACGUUGGAGGACAAAGGCAUGCAUUGUGGGUAGAAAUAGCACUUCCGCUUUUGAGGAACAACAUUGAGAAGCCUCCACAUCGGCCUAUUAAAACAAUUAAUGUUGAUAAACGCCAAUAAAACAGAACGGAGAUUAUUUAAGAAAGCUGCUCUAUUGUGUUCAUAGUGAUGGAUUGUGUGUGUGUGUGUGUGUGUGUGUGUGUGUGUGUGUGUGUGUGUGUAUGUGUGCGCAGCUGCAGGAUGUUUAUGCUGUAUGUGUUCUUUACAAUGAAGCUGUGUGUGUAUACGGUCACAUCGGCAUACGUUCUCCAGCUCGUUCUCUGGUCCCAGCAUUCCUGAACACAGCUAGCAGGCUCACUGGGAACUGUUUAUGGGAUGUUGAUGCUCGCUCUCAUUUGAAUCCCAUGACUGGAUAGUGUGGCAUACACCUGACCCGGCUCGUGUUAAUAACACAAUACAAGGUUGUUUUUGUGGGACAGACUAAAUAUGGGACAUUUUUUAGUGCAGCGGUUCCCAACCUGAGUUAAAAAGAUAAAUCUACAGGGUCACAAGAUGAGAUAAGAGACGAGAAGGAAAACAUAUCUGUUAGGUUUAUUUAUUUUUAUUUUUAUUUCUAAUACUGUUUAGCUCUUAACUCUGAAUUAGUUUAAUUAACCAGUGUGAGAAAGAGAAAUCCCCCUUUGGUUGUACUGCUCACAACUCAUGUUCACACUGAUGCUGAAACCUAUAUAGAGGGGUAAUGAGAAGACAUCGCUUCAUUUUAUCAGCCCAAAAGUGUGGGAGCCACUGGUGAAGUGAAUAUGUGCUCCAUCCAUGUUUAUUUACAUUUUCUACUUGUACUUCACUCUGUGAUUUCAAACAUUUCCCAUUAAAACCUUUAAGAAAGCCAGAGACAACGUGUCUGAUUUGGAUCUGCAGGGGUUUUAAUGUAUUUAAUUAGAUAAAUACUGAUAAUAAUGGUGACAUCAUGACCAAGUGAACACGUUUUCCUGUUUCAUCGCAUUAUGGCCCUUUUUAGAAGUCUAAUGCAGGAUAUAAAUCCUCACCGUAUUGAUUCAGAGGUGCAGAGUGCAGCCGGCACAGCAGAGGGCUCCAGGUUGACUCAUACAGACAGACAGACAUGAGGCAAGCGCUCACAUCUGCUCUGUGAUGCAGACGCAGACACACCCGGGGCAAAAGUGUGUGUGUGUACACACACUCAACAAGCCACUCGGGCCACGAUGAGUUUGGAAUACUGCGAUGUUUUGGCACGCAUCAUUAGCAUCGGGAUGAUGCUCAUGCAAAUACACGAUUGUCUUCAGGACAGAUGACAUUGUUAAGCUGGAUUUCGGAGGUGAUGAUGACUGGUCGCAUGACUGGUCGGGAGAGAGAAGACCUGGCUCAAAGUGCUGACUCAUACCAACAGCUCAUGACCGCGUCACUGUGGUGACCAGAUGAAGAAGAAUGAAUGAAUGAUAUAUAUGAGUUACCUGUUUUUAACAACGUUUUCUCUGUUGGGCCUCUGGGUCUUAUGAUAUACCGUAUUACCCUCUGAAAACACUGUUUGUUUGUGUACGUUUCUUUUGAGCAGGUUGUUAAUCUUGUAAUCCUGCAGGAAUGAGUCCUAAAACCCGGGACUGAGUCAGCAUUUUUGCACCUCUGGUUCCCUCGUCUCAAAGUUCAUUUGUGUUUUUUGGAUGGAUAAAUUGAUUAAAUGCCUGAAAUAUGGUCUGUGGUUAAAGCAAGUGGCUAAAUGAGACUACAAAACGUCAUCAGUCCGCCUUCACAGCCUCUUUGUGUUUACACUCAUGAGACCGUGGUGUAGUUCUAGUCUAACGUUAGCUUUAGAAGAUUGUCUUGCUGAACAAAACGUGUGUCAUAAAGUUGUGUUUCUGUGAUAACCCAGAAUCCAAUGGAAAACUCCUGUUGGCUUGUUGUCGAAGGAACAAGUGCGAUGCUAACUUCCGGGGUUGGCGUACAAAACGUUGUCAUCCCUGCAGCUGCUCUAUUAAGGUUGUGUGUAAAACAGCAAUAUGUUUUGAUCAACAAACACAACUCAACAUAUGUAAUCAUAUACAUCGGUUUUGAAAGAAAGUUGUGGUAUAGACCUUUUAUAUUGCCCUCUGUGUGUGUGUGUGUGUGUGUGUGUGUGUGUGUGUGUGUGUGUGUGUGGAGGCAGAGAAAGGAAUGACCACUGGGUGGAGCCUCCAUGUUAAUGGCAGUGACAGCAACAUUGAAAGAGUGAGUAGAGAGGAGGGAGGGGAGGGAGGGAGGUAGUGAGUAAGGCUCCUUCCCCAGACGGGCUGUCAGUGUGCUGGGAGCAUGCUGGGAGCUGAUAGCUGAGCUGUUUCUGUUUCCCUGACCGGAGGAGCCGGCUCCUUCUCUCUGCCGCUGGUCAUGUGGAUGUCCAGCUCGCCUGCGUUAAGCCACAGGAGCUGACAGAAAAACAGACUGCUGGGUCUUUUAUUUUUAAUUUUUGAGGUGAGGUGUUUCCUUGUUAUAUAUAUAUAACAAGGAAGAGUAAGAGAGAAGAGGAGCUCCCUGGAAGGACACACAAUUGACAUUUUGGAGGAUUUCUCUCACAGUGCCGGACGACCUCACCCCAGAGGAGAAGCAGGAGCUGGAGAAUAUCCGCCGGCGCAAGCAGGAGCUGAUGGAGGACAUUCAGCGGCUGAAGGAUGAGAUCGCAGAAGUGACGAGUGAGAUCGAGAACUUGGGAUCCACUGAGGAGAGGAAAAACAUGCAGAGAAAUAAACAGGUGGCCAUGGGGCGCAAGAAAUUUAACAUGGACCCCAAAAAGGGGAUCCAGUUCCUGAUCGAGAACGACUUGCUGAAGAAUACCAGCGACGACAUCGCUCAAUUCCUCUACAAGGGCGAGGGCCUCAACAAAACGGCCAUCGGGGAUUACCUCGGAGAGAGAGAUGACUUCAAUCUCGAAGUCCUUCAUGCCUUUGUGGAGCUUCAUGAGUUCACAGACCUCAACCUGGUUCAGGCCCUAAGACAGUUCCUGUGGAGUUUUCGGCUACCGGGAGAAGCUCAGAAGAUCGACCGAAUGAUGGAGUCCUUCGCUCAGCGCUACUGCCGGUGCAACCCUGGCGUUUUCCAGUCCACAGACACCUGUUACAUCCUCUCGUUUGCCAUCAUCAUGCUGAACACCAGCCUCCACAACCCGAAUGUGAAGGACAAGCCUUCUGUGGAACGAUUCAUCUCCAUGAACAGAGGAAUCAACGAUGGAGGAGACUUACCCGAGGACCUGCUCAGGAAUCUGUACGACAGCAUCAAGAAUGAACCUUUCAAAAUCCCCGAGGACGACGGCAACGACCUCACACACACCUUCUUCAACCCAGACAGAGAGGGCUGGCUGCUAAAACUGGGAGGGGGACGAGUUAAAACCUGGAAGAGGAGGUGGUUCAUCCUCACAGACAACUGUCUGUACUACUUUGAGUACACCACAGACAAAGAGCCCAGAGGAAUCAUCCCACUGGAGAACCUGAGCAUCAAGGAGGUGGAGGAUAAGAAGCCUAACUGCUUCGAGCUUUUCAUUCCCGACAACAAGGACCAGGUGAUAAAAGCGUGCAAGACCGAGGCUGACGGACGCGUGGUGGAGGGCAACCACACCUUCUACCGCAUCUCGGCCCCCACUGCUGAGGAGAAAGAGGAAUGGAUGAACAGCAUCAAAGCCGCCAUCAGCAGGGACCCCUUUUACGAAAUGCUGGCAGCCAGGAAGAAGAAGGUGUCGUCCAUGAAGAGGCACUAGAGCUGCUCAGCACUCCAGAUGUUGCACUUGACAGAGCAGAAGGGGGUCCCGGCAUCCGCAGACGCCGAGGCUGAGGUCUGCCUCAGACCUCUCCGGGGGAUUUCUCUAGGAUACAUACUAGGACUGGCUUUGGGCCCCUACAGGCCAGAACAAUGGGAAGCAUGCUGGGGUUUCUAGAUGAGUCGUGGCCGAAGCGUCUUCUUAACCUCCCGUCUCUCUUUCUCCGUCAGCUUCGUGUGCUCUCUGUCUAUGAGGUCGUAAAGGAAAGCUCGCUGUGUAUCUCGGCAAAAUCCUCUUUGAAGAUGCUUUAAAAAAAACUAACACAAUUCCCAUACACAUUGUGCACAUUGUGCAAACGCUCAUGCCGCUCCCCAGUAGCACCCAUCGUUUUAAACUCAGCAGGUCUGACCAAGUGUGGCACUUCAACCAAAAUGUUCCUCGCUUUUCAAAAAGAAAAGACCUUUUCUGAUGUGCUUUAAUACGUUACGGUAAUACGUGUCUAUUUUUACAGCUUUAAAUGUCAAUUCAUCUUAAAGUCUUGUUUGUUUGCUUUUGUAGAAAAUGAAAGGUCUCUCGAGGGAGGGUGUGGGAGGGAGGGAGGGAGGGUUUGAUUCGCCAACGUUUGUUAUUUUAUAGAAAAAAGAAAAGAAAAACUUGAAAAAAAAAGUUGCCACUCAGGAGAUUGUUAUGAUGUUCUGAAACUUUCCGUGUGUCGGCGUUGGCGAGGAUUCUGUUCACAACACGACAGCCAUGUGAGGCACGAAAGCCGUGUGCCAGACUGAACUGCUUUUGUAAAUGUGACGCGGCUGCAGACGGCGGUGUCUGCUAGUCUGGACGGGGUCUUCGUGUUUGAUCUGGCUCUCACUGUUAAUUUCCUGAAGGUCCUGGAGAUGCAUCCUGGGGAUUAGAGUACUUUUUAAAGGGAUGAGUGUUCAUCACCCUGGGCUUCUUUUUGAGGUCUUAGGUUGUCUGGAAAUUAGAACUAGUGGCCCCCUUUUUUAAUUUCUCCUCCUAUACAUUUUCUCUUAUUUUGUUUCUAAACACAAAACCGCUUCCUGUUACUUAAUUUCGUCGUCACUGCUGCACGGUGCCUGGCACUCGAGAUGAAAUGUGAUGAGAAAAGCUGCUGGUUAGCGACCGUAAUUCACAGAUUUCUUCUCCCGGUCAAACAUUUAAUAUUUGGUUUCCUGCCUUUUUAAUUAGUUUUCUUUGUAGAGGGUUACCUAUUUAAUGGUAAAACAAAUCACAUGUCAUUUCCAGCCGUCGGCCCGACCCCAUUGAUAGUUGUACUGUGUGCUUCAGGUUCUUUAUGUAUAAGACAUAAUAUAUGACAUAUUGUUGUAGAGGCUUUAAAGCGGUGUGGUUCAUUGGAGCUAUGCCUGGACAAGAAUGGGCUGUCCCCGUCUCAGGAUCCAAAGUGUGAUGUGAAACAAUACAGAACUACUAGUCGUCUGAGGAACGCACUGUGGUCAACCAUACGAUGGAGGUCAGGAUGGAUGGUUGGUCACACCGAGGCAGUGAUGCGUCAUUUUGUCAGAUAGCAACUAUCAAAAAAAAAAACUGCGUUGAGGUACAAUUUUUGCAAACGCAGCCCUGAGUUGUUCAUCUUUUCUACUCUGGUCUACAGUCUCUCAUCUGUGCCUGCUGGUCUCUAUCCUCACUCUGCUCCUCUCAGCGCACUGAUCCUACAGAAACACGGAAGAAUGCAAAACAAUCAUAAUUCUAGACAGUAUUGCUUUAUUUAUCAGAGUUGUACAUACUUAAAUGUAUAGUGGGUAUUUUGUCCUCAUUUUGUUUCUUAUUAGUUGUGACAUUUUCUUUUGGUAUUCUGUUCAAUGUUUGAUUUGAGGUUUGUAUCAUUGCCAUUUAAUCAAGCUAAAAUAAAGACAACUUUGUCCCAA
Anarrhichthys ocellatus (wolf-eel) is the source of this 8136-nucleotide messenger RNA. RefSeq names its product cytohesin 1a (gene cyth1a). The transcript has 13 exons. The coding region runs from base 5132 to 6235 and encodes 367 amino acids. Gene Ontology annotation, biological process: regulation of ARF protein signal transduction. Gene Ontology annotation, molecular function: guanyl-nucleotide exchange factor activity. The record is from RefSeq and is a predicted model, not a curated record. Lineage: Eukaryota; Metazoa; Chordata; Actinopteri; Perciformes; Anarhichadidae.